GUACAGCUUAGUAUAUGGAUCGUCGCUAGUAGCGCGCACGAUCAGUCGCAGUUCUCCGAUCAACGCAAGCACUUCGCAUAUAACGGUAACUCGCUUAGUAUCUAACGGUCAUAUAGAAAAAAAAGAAAUAAAAUCCUGCAUUUUUUAGAGGAAAUAUUUCUGAUUUAAUUUCUACUAACAAAAUAACAACAAAAACAUAAACGAAGCACAAGAAAGUUUCCAAAAAAUGUGAAAAGUGUAAGAAAGAUACUGCAAAGCGCUGCCAAAUGCUCAUUUAAUUAAAGAGUGCACAUAAAAAAGACGCCUAAAGAGACACUAAAGACAAUAUUCACAUACCUUAAUAAGAAUACAAGUGAUAAAAGAAACAAAAAACGCAAAGUAAAUAAUUCAAUAAGAAGAUAUAAAUAAGGCGAGCAAUCCGUGCUAUUAGCUGGACCUGCCGUCUCUGCGCCACUGCCAUUGCCGUCGGCCGCGCCGCCCAGCGCGUCAUCUAUAUGAAGGAGAAAAGGCAAAGCUGAGUGAAAUGACAAACCGCAAAAAAGACAUGACGAACAAGCAUUCGACAAUAGAAACAAUAGCAACAACCAGAGGCACAAUGUCAACGGCUUCGUCCGCAAGUGAAACAGACGCUACAAUAAUGAACAGUUGCUUAUGCAAUAACAAUAGCGUUGAUGCCACGUCAAGGCAGCAAAGCAAUAACAACAAGCAAAACGACACAAAUGGAACGUGUAAUAACAACAAACCGGCGAGAGCGCCGCUUUGCCGCCCCGCCGUGGCUGCGCUCGCAGUGGCGCUGCUCUGCUUGAUUAACAUAUCCUGUGCGUCGUGCGCGCGCGAUCAUCUGCACAAGCAGACACAUCUGGAGGCGAAGGUUGGCUCGCAUGUGGUAUUCAAUUGCCCCAUUAACUUUCCGUACGACGUGCCCAUCGAGUACGUGGUCAUCUGGAGCAAAGAGAGUAAGAAGAUUUUCACUUGGUACGAGGGUGAGUCGAGCGCCAAUGAGCUCUUUAAUGGACGCUUAAAUCUAGUCACCAAUCAUCCGGAAUAUGGCAAAGCAUCUGUUAAUCUCACCGCCAUACGGGAGUCCGACCAGGGCUGGUAUCACUGCCAAAUCGUCUUCCCCAAUCGCACGCCAAGUGUGCGCAACAACGGCACACUAUUCCACCUAGCCGUGCAAGGUGGUUCGCUGAUAAAAAUACCGCCAGUGAAUCAAACGAUUAUGGAGGGUCAGACGGCAUUCUUCCAUUGUGUAAUGAAAUAUCCCGAUGCAUCGACCAUUGGCUGGUUCAAAGAUGGCACGCCACUCGAGGAUGUACAGGAUCUAAUACGACGCUGUCACACCGGACCCGAUGGCAGUCUCAGCAUCGAUCCGACGAUGAUGAGCGAUUUGGGCGAGUACGAGUGCCGUGUCAACAACACAGAGGGCGAAUUUCAAUUUGCCAAAGCAUUCCUCAACAUACAAUAUAAGGCCAAAGUGAUUUAUGCACCGCCGGAGGUUUACCUGCCAUUCGGACAGCCAGCGGUGCUCGAUUGUCAUUUUCGCGCCAAUCCGCCAUUGAAAAAUCUGCGCUGGGAAAAGGAUGGACUGCUCUUCGACUCGUACAACGUGCCGGGCGUUUUCUACAAAAGCAACGGCAGUCUGUACUUCUCCAAAGUGGACGAGAGCACGGCGGGCAGUUAUACGUGCACACCGUACAACGAUCUGGGCACGGGCGGACCGUCGCCCAUCAUUAGUGUAAUUGUGUUGCGACCGCCAAUAUUCACCAUAACACCGAAACCGAUUUACAUACAGAAGUUGGGCGAAACGGCCGAAUUGCCAUGCGAAGCCAUUGACCGAGACGGAAACAAUCGGCCGACAAUUGUCUGGAGCCGAAAAGAUGGCAGUCAAUUGCCCGACGAGCGUCACAGCGUCAACGCUGGCAAUUUAAUCAUUUCGAAUUUGGUCGAAACGGAUCGCGGUAUGUACGAGUGUUCGGCCACUAAUGAAGCUGCGACCAUAACUGCCGAAACGGAAUUGAUGAUCGAGAAUAUUGCACCGCGACCGCCCUACAAUUUGACGGCGAAUAGCACGGAAACUACGAUAACGGUACGCUGGCAACCAGGCUACCUGCGUCCCAAUCUGGAGUACACCGUGUGGUAUCGCCUCACCGAAUCACCAGAAUGGCGCACCAUGCGCAUAUUGCAGAAGAACAUUAUGGAGGCGACAAUACAGAACUUGCAACCGGGACAUGAAUACGAGAUCAUGGUACUCAGUCAGGACAAAUAUGGCGACGGCAUGUUCAGCAAAACGCUACGAUUUUCAACGCAGCAAUCGAGCACAGCAACGAACGAGGCCAACAUGCUGCUGCAAUCCAAUCCGCUGGCGAGCAGCAUUAGCGCACCCUAUAACCUCACCGCCACGAACAACGUACAAGGUUGGUUGGUGCAUUGGCAGGCGCCCAAACGCGGCGCCGAAUCGGUACGCCUCUACACGGUGCGCUGGUGGAAGGAGCCCGAACAUUUUCUCAUCGGCACCAUCGAAACCUUCGACAACUUCUAUCAGCUGCGCCAUCUCAAGGAGGACGCCGUCUUCCAGAUACAGGUGAUAGCCACAUCCAUCAACGGCGAGCAAGUGGCCAGCGAGGUGCUCACCAUUGAGGUGCCGUCACACCGCAAGACUCGCGCCUUGCUCAUCGGCAGCACAGUGGGCAUUGCGUUCCUGCUGUGCGCCCUGGUCGCGUUUUUGUACGUGAAGCGCAGUUGCCUGCGACAUUUGUUCGACAGCGGCGACAACGACGGCGAUGCCAAGGACAGCGAAAAGAUGAACAACACCUGAGUAUAUGAGAUCAGCUGGCAGUUCCCUAUGCAAGCGGUCGGCGAGAGCCGUUGAAGCGAGCGCGGUAGUUGUAGCAGCGAUGACGAACGAGCCAAAGCCACAGCCAUAGACACUUUCACCCUUCCAUGAACCAAAACAACAAGCCAUCAGGCGAGCAACAAGGCUUUAUUUAUUUUAUUUUCUCUUUUAAAUAAUAUCAAAUCAACUAAUUGUAAUUAAAGGAAACCUUAAACCUUAUAAAAUGUAAAAAUUAUGUGAAAUUAUGAACUCGAAUGUAAGACAUUAACCCCCAAAAAAAUUCAGCAAUAUUAUAUUCUAAUUUCUAAUGUAAAUGUAAAACUAACUACGGUAAAAAAGUUAAAAUAAAUUAUGGAAUAAAUAAAA
This is a messenger RNA of Bactrocera dorsalis (oriental fruit fly), 3199 nucleotides long. It is a transcript of the gene bdl, whose product is annotated as protein borderless. The record is from RefSeq and is a predicted model, not a curated record. The transcript is spliced from 9 exons. Gene Ontology annotation, biological process: dendrite self-avoidance; axon guidance; homophilic cell-cell adhesion. Lineage: Eukaryota; Metazoa; Arthropoda; Insecta; Diptera; Tephritidae. Gene Ontology annotation, cellular component: axon; plasma membrane. Bases 524 to 2815 code for a protein of 763 amino acids. Gene Ontology annotation, molecular function: cell-cell adhesion mediator activity.